This is a messenger RNA of Darwinula stevensoni, 303 nucleotides long. The record is from the annotation of a GenBank genome assembly. NCBI's taxonomy places the organism in Eukaryota, Metazoa, Arthropoda, Ostracoda, Podocopida, Darwinulidae.
AUGUAUGCCCAUCAUUUUCUCAUCAAGGAGUCCUGUCCAAUAUCCAAUAUCAGAAUGGCAGAUCUGAAGGAUCAAGGAAUGGAAAUUUGGCUACUCUGCUAUUGCAUUCUGUGUCUUGUUGGGAUUUUGAAGAAUCUAUAUUUAGAAUACGUCUCCAUCCUCAUACAUGCCACCUUCAGUCUUCUUCAGAAGCCUGUGUCAAGAGUGGUGAACGCGUGGAAUGCGUUAGAUGACGAAGUAGUGGCUGCCCCUUCUGUGACUAUCUUUAAGAAGAAACUAGAUGCUUUCAUGGACAGGCAAAAA